GCGGAACUGAUGUCACGUGACGCGGAUGUGCAUGCGCAGUCGGAGUGCAACCAGCCGGAAGGAGGCACCGCCGAGCGGUGAGAACCACAUCAGCAUGGCAGAAACGUCUGCUCAAGAUUUACAGCUCCGUGCUAACCAGGUGACAGAUGAGUCACUGGAGAGUACCCGGAGGAUGCUACAGUUGGCAGAGGAGAGCAGGGAUGCUGGUGGUAAGACCCUAAUCAUGCUGGAUGAACAGGGAGAACAACUGAAGCGUAUUGAUGAGGGGCUGGAUCAGAUCAACCAGGACAUGAGAGAAGCAGAGAAAAACCUGACUGAGCUCAGCAAGUGUUGUGGCCUGUGUGUGUGUCCCUGCAGCAGAGUGAGAAAUUUUGAGAUGGGGGACAAGUACAAGAAAGCUUGGACAAGCAAUGCUGAUGGAAACACAGGCAGAGUGGUCUCCAAUCAACCAAGCAAGUCACAGAACAACCGUGAAAUAGCCAAGCAGAGUGGUGACGAAGCUUACAUCAAGAGGAUAACAAAUGAUGCACGAGAAGACGAGAUGGAAGAUAACCUGCAACAAGUGGGCAGUAUCAUCGGAAACCUGAAAAAUAUGGCGAUUGACAUGGGCAACGAGAUAGAGUCUCACAACAAGAAAAUUGAAAGCAUUGCUGAGAAGGCGGAUGUUAACAAAGCUCGGAUUGAUGAAGCCAAUGAGAGAGCAAACAAACUCAUCAAAAAGUAAUGCGGAGCUCAUGAAACUCACCUCUGAAUUUACAGCUUCACACUAGAGCCUGAUUUCCAUGCAAGUCACUGUCUUGCGCCUCCACAUCUCAAUUUCUCCUAUCAACGUAUCUCCUUGAAAUUAUAAUUGUAAGAUGUUCCAAGUGCCUCACAGCAUUAUUGACUAUGUACAGCUUCCCAGCCAGACUGCAACCACAACCAUCCUCAGUGACCUGUAUAGAGAAGUGACUGAUCUCUCAAAUGUUCUUGUGGCUAUAUAUUCCAUAGGGAACCUUGGAUGUAAAUGUGUUGGAGAACUUACUGGAAAGGGAACCUAAGGAAAAAUACUAACUCAUACCUCUACUACAGCAGAUACACUUCCGAUCAGUUCCCCAUUCAUUGUCUUCCUCUACCAUGGCCAUCUUUAUGACUAUUGCUUAUGUAUAGUCGUAAAGAUGGCCAUGAUAGAGGAAGACAAUAUGUAUAUAAGCAAUUAUCCACCCCAUGUCAGUCUCCUUUGCCACAAUUACCAUCAUUUCAGCUGCUGUUGACAACUGCCAUCCUACCUGAUUGGUGGAGAAUGAGGAACUGGAGAAAGGGUUGGACAUUUUUCUUGCAGUAGUGUACCAGAGACUCCCAACUAAAGGAAUGGUGCCCUGUCUCAAAGAUGGACCAUCGUCUGCACACCAUUUCUCCCUUCACAAUUCUUGUACUUGCUACUAUAACACCUAUGCUAAUUUUUUAAAUAAGGGACUUCUCUAAACUUAAAAAAAAUGUAUCCAGGUCCUUUCCCUCAUAAUUAAAGAAUGAUCCAAGCUCCACCCAGUUGCUAUAACUAUAUACUGGCAUGAAUUUAUUUCAUACCUCCACCACUGUCUCCAUUAAGAGUUUUGGGCACUGGCUGUACAUGGUGCUAAUAAAAUGCCUUUAGAAGGGGCAUAUAUGCUCUGCUAAUUGGGUGAAGCUGGCUUUCCCCUUGGACAAAAUUCUCUACACAAAGCUUAUUAUGUUUAUCAGGGACAUCGCGUGAAGCCUCGCCUGGCUUCAUUACUUAAUAGUGAGUUGCAUACAGUGAGUAAAAUAUAUUGUACAUUUAAUCAUUUUUCUCCGCGUGCACUGAGAAAUGUUUAAUAAUGUGAAAUGUGAUCACAAACUUUAUCCUUUCACCUUUACAUGUCUCAAUACUUUUUCUAAAAUAAAGAUGCAUAUUCUCCCCUGAA
Hypanus sabinus (Atlantic stingray) is the source of this 1922-nucleotide messenger RNA. Its product is annotated as synaptosomal-associated protein 23-like. Gene Ontology annotation, biological process: synaptic vesicle fusion to presynaptic active zone membrane; synaptic vesicle priming; exocytosis. The record is from RefSeq and is a predicted model, not a curated record. The coding region runs from base 26 to 724 and encodes 232 amino acids. Gene Ontology annotation, cellular component: plasma membrane; SNARE complex. Gene Ontology annotation, molecular function: SNAP receptor activity; syntaxin binding. Lineage: Eukaryota; Metazoa; Chordata; Chondrichthyes; Myliobatiformes; Dasyatidae. The transcript has 8 exons.